GUUUCCGUGUGUGAAUGUGUAAGUGUGUAUGACAAAUCGUCAAGUGAGCAGCAGUACAGUAAGUGAAAAAAAAGAAGAAACUAGGUUGUGCCGAAUGAGAAUGAAUCAAUACAGUGUGUGUAACGAAGAAACAACGUAAAAUGCAUAAUAAUAAAUAUGGCGUCGUCCAUUGGGUUAAUUGUCAAAAAGUGACAUUUUCAUUCACAAUACAGCACCAAGCGUUUCAAUAUUAUCUAAUCUGUGUGAAAGACGACAACGACGACGACCACGAAUGAAAACACUCCGUAUUAAUUCUCAUUUUUUUUGUCUUUUUUAUCGAUUCAAUAUAGUCUUUCCUCGAUUUGAUAUUGAGAAUGUAAAUUGAACCAUAGCCUUUUCACUUUGCGUCACACAGUGUCUCUGUUUUUCAUGAGCAAAGUUUCAAUGAUCGAAAUGGAACCAGUGUAACAAAAUUCGCGCUGAACAGUGAACAAGUCAACAUAUAACAAAUUGAGAACGAGAGAAAAGAAACAAAAAAAAGAAAGAAAUAAAACGCACAGUGCGCGACGUGAAUUUUUGCAGAUUUUUUUUUUGCUUUAGUUUUAUUUUUUCUCCCGAAUACGUUCCCGGUUUUGUUUCUUUGUUGUGAACGACAAAAAUAAUUGAAUUGAGUGAAUAAGGGAAAAAGAAUUUUUUUCUCGGAAAAAUGCAAGCAACUAACGAUUCUGAUGAUUCGGAGGAGUAUUUUGAUGCUGAGGACUCUACACCGAACCGACUCAUGAAAAAACGUUCGCCAAAAUCAGAGGAUGAUGGUUUUGCGUUUCCGGAAAUAAAUCUAGAGAAGCCAUCGGAUAAAUGUGAUUUGGAUUCGUUAACAAAACAACAGGGACAAAAAUCAACGGCUACAGUGACCGUGCCACAGCCGCACGUAUUUGCUGAACCAAAACCAUCCGGUAGGCAGCGCUUUCGUGAAUUGCGUCAAUGCAUGCAAAAUGAUGAGGAUGAAAAUCCUGGCAACACUCUGACGCCUGAUUCGCAGAAUAGUUCAGUUGAAGGUGUUUUUGCGCCACAACGAUCAACCCAUCCCUUUAGAAUAAUCGAAAACGAUGCAAUUAGUAUACAAAGUAUGACGUCAUUGGGACGAGUGGGUCGAAUUUUAGCGGGAACGGUUGAUGUAACGAAUUCCACGGCCGAUAAAGAUACGUGCAGCACAAAUGCCUUAACGGUGGAUUGGAAUGCGGCGAGCACAAGCACAGCAACAUCAACAGCAGCAAAUGAUGUGGUCAGCGAUCGAAAGACAAGGUCCACCAUUAGUGGUAGUUGUAAUGUAAACGAUUCGAGUACCAGCAGCAAUGAUAACACCAAUAAUAAUAAUAAUAAUACGAUGACGCUACAAGAACCCGAUGUGAUUGCCAGCACCAAAUUAGCUCAUUCAAAAACGACAGACAGUCUGAUACAAUCAGGACCGAUAGCACCGCCACGAAGAAAGAAAAAAUCGAUAAAAACCAUAUCGAUGAAUUCAGUGGAGCAAGUUAGCUGUACGGAAUCGUCGCCAUCAUCAACGGAAAGUAAGCUGAAAUUAAGUGUUGCCUUACCACCAGCAUCGACCGAAUGCGCUGCAUCUUUGCCAAGCCCCGCAACCAAAGCCAUUGAAACGCUAACGAGAGAAAUUGAAAAUUCAUUCGUUGGAUCAUCUAGUAGUAAUUCACGUACCGAAAUCGGCGGCUCAAUGAGUCGAAUAUGUCAAUCGUUAGGCAAUUCAUCGACAUCGGUGUAUUCAAAACCUAGUCCAUCGAAUAGUUCAAAAAGUAAUUCGGCGCCGGGUAGAGCGAGUUCAAUUGAUCCAACGCAAGGGCUCAAUUUGUAUAAAGCAACGCGGGGACAAUAUGUUGUGAAACCACAAGACGAAGAAGCGAACAAAGCUGAAGGCCCAUCGAAAGAAGAACUCGAACGAAUUGAGAAAAUUCGGGCAGAAAUUUUUGGCACAAAUAUUAAUUUACAGCGUCCUCAUUUAUCGGCAACGGGAUCGAAUAGUUUAGGCAACGGAAUGAGAUAUGGAAAUAAUCUAGCAAAGGCAGCACUAUUAGCAAAAGAACGAAGGAAAUCGGCGGGCGACGAAGAUGUGUUAAAACAAUUAAAUGUGUUUGUCCGAACGCGCACCGAUUCGGGGAAAAAGCUGACGGAUUUCGAGAUUUUAGAGCAAGUGCCAGUCAAAAAUUUAGAUACAGGUGAAAAGAUUCCAUUGUCUGAGGUGAAACCACCACCUCCGCCAGACGGUUGGAAUCCAUUGUCGCUGCACAUACACAAAUUGACCAGCCAUUUGGAGGCGUUGCAGAAGGAAUCGGACGAAGAGAGUGUGAUCGGAGUACCACCCGGUGUUGAGGCGCCCGUUAUGGACGAAGAUGAGGUUGAGAACGAGGAGAGUGGCCGCAUUAAGCGUAAAACCGCUCGGCUGAAACGUUUCUUCGGCUCAACCAUGCGAAAAACCGUCGAUAAAGCCAAAUCAAUUGCAUCGGAAGUGUCACAUGCCCGGCACAAAGAAGAUGUUGCUGAUAUCGUUGAUGUGGUCAACCCUGAACAGAAUAUCAAAAUAAAAGCCUCCAGUACGAACAAAGGACCGUAUGAAUUUGCAAAAUUGCAACACGUUCAAGAUUUGUCCGGCGAACACACUGGCGCUGUUUGGUGCAUGAAAUUUAGUUCAUGCGGGCAAUUACUCGCCACAGCCGGUCAAGAUCGUGUGCUUCGCAUUUGGGUAUUGAAAGCGGCCUAUGGAUAUUUUCAAGAUAUGCGCACGAAAUAUAAUGCCGAUCAAAAGUCAUCACCAACACCAUCACAAGAAUCGCUUGUCUCGCAUAAUUCAGCCGAGGAGGCAAUCGCAAUGGCCACGGCGGCUGAACAAAGCGCUGGACCAUUCAUGCCAAAGGCAUUUUGCUCGUAUACGGGUCACACUUCAGAUCUUCUUGAUGUUUCAUGGUCAAAGAAUUACUUUAUCUUGUCGAGUUCGAUGGAUAAAACGGUGCGACUGUGGCACAUUUCAAGACGAGAAUGUCUUUGUUGUUUCCAGCACAUUGAUUUCGUAACGGCCAUUGCGUUCCAUCCACGUGACGAUCGAUACUUUUUGAGUGGCAGUCUCGAUGGUAAACUUCGUCUAUGGAAUAUCCCCGAUAAAAAAGUUGCCCUGUGGAAUGAAUUAGAUGGUCAAACCAAAUUAAUAACCGCCGCAAAUUUCUGCCAGAACGGAAAAUUUGCCGUAGUUGGAUCGUACGAUGGUCGUUGCCUGUUUUACGAUACCGAUCAGAAUUUAAAAUAUCACACACAAAUUCAUGUGCGAUCAACGCGAGGCCGAAACAAAACCGGACGCAAAAUCAGUGGCAUCGAACCAAUGCCUGGCGAAGAUAAAAUUCUAGUUACAUCAAAUGACAGCCGUGUUCGAUUGUACGAUUUACGAGAUUUGAAUUUGAGCUGUAAAUACAAAGGCUACUUGAAUACAUCGUCGCAAAUAAAAGCAUCGUUCAGCCACGAUGGCAAAUACAUCAUUGCCGGUUCGGAGAAUCAAUGUAUUUAUGUGUGGAAAACGAAUCACGACUACAAAUUGAGUUCGGUGCGGAGAGACCGAAGUGAUUUCUGGGAGGGAAUUAAGGCACACAAUGCCACCGUAACAUGUGCAAUAUUUACGCCACAUCCCGAGACAAUCAUUAAACCAGAAAUCGACGAUGAUGAUAUUUCUAGUGUAAAUAGCUCAAGCAUAGCGCAGGAUCCGAUGGUUGAGCAACGUAAAAAAGGUUGUGGUUAUGUUUUGAUUAGUGCCGAUUUCAAUGGGGCCAUCAAAGUAUUUGUGAAUAAAACGAAGCCGAAACACAGCAGUUUGCCAUACACGGCAAUUUUGGACUAAGCCAUGCAAAUCAUUCACAUUUUCUCUCUCUCACAAACAUACACACAUACACUCAGAUUAUCUGUUCUAUUUCUUUUUUGACUAGAUCUCCCAUGAAUUUUUCUCUAUUAUUCCGUCUCUUUUUUGUUUUUCUUUUGCUUCUUUUAUUCUCAUUAUACGCGCCUUCCGCGAAGAAUUGCCCAUGCAGUGAAUUGACCGUUCCUUGUUUAAUUGCAUAUUAGUAUUAUUAAUUCAUUUUAUUGUAAUUAUAUAGUUAUUUGUAUAAUUUUAUUUUGCUCUAAAUUAUUCAUUGUAUUUUGGUAUGAAGUGUGGUUGUAAACAAAUUUCACGGAAUACAAACAACUAAAUACACAAAAUGAUAAGGUUGAUACGAGCCAAAAAGAAAAAAAAAAUUAUGUGAAAAUAAAUGAUGGAAAUGCAGACGAGUCAUAAACAAUUGUUUACAAAAUGAAAAGUAACUCAUAAUAGCGCAAAAAUUACGUUGUUAGAAAAUCAUUAACGGUUAGAAUUUGUAUAUCGUCGUUGGUAAAUGCCAUUGCACAAUUUCGAUUAUAAAAUGAUAUUGUAACUAAAUCCUUCGACGUUAGUUGAAUAAAGCCAUUUUUUGAUAACUUA
Molecule: messenger RNA, 4486 nt
Organism: Sitodiplosis mosellana (orange wheat blossom midge)
Lineage: Eukaryota; Metazoa; Arthropoda; Insecta; Diptera; Cecidomyiidae
Product: WD repeat-containing protein 44
Exons: 8
Coding region: 686-3871 (1061 amino acids)
Molecular function (GO): protein binding
Source: RefSeq, a predicted model, not a curated record